AUGAAAGGUCUUAGAACGGCUCUUUUAUCUGCCUUUGUAGCCUUUGCCUCCACUCAAAAGGUUCAAGUUUUACCCCUGGGUGACUCCAUUACCGAUAUUUGCUGCUGGCGCAGCUUUGCUUGGCGAGAGAUUUCCCAGGCUGGCUUAGCAGACCAAGUGGACUUCGUGGGUUCCGUGACAGGCAUUCCGGCCCGUUGCGACGCGCCGUCUGGCUUCGAUGCGAAUCACGAGGGGCACUCGGGAUGGCAGGCCUACGACAUCGCUAAGAACAAUAUCGAUGCCUGGAUGCGGCAAAGCAGCCCCGACGUCGUGCACGUCCUCCUUGGGACAAACGACAUCAAUAUUGGGAAACGGGAUGCCACGACCAUCGUCGGCGCGUACACAAGCUUGUUAUCUAGCAUGAGGACUGCGAAUCCUAAUGUCACUGUGAUUAUGGCCACAAUCAUUCCCAUGCGAUGGGAUGACGCGACGGCGGCUGCUGUCAAUAAACAGCUUCCGGCAUGGGUACAGCAGCACAAUACCACCCAGUCGCCGAUCUAUCUUGCGGAUAUCUCAAAGACGACGGGAUUCACAACCAACAUGCUGCAAGGGGAUGGAAUACAUCCGACCACCCAAGGCGAUCAAGUUAUUGCAAGCCGUGUCGCUCCUCUAAUUAUCAAUGCCGUAGAGUUUGUUCUUGCAAGGCGAUUAAACUAG
Molecule: messenger RNA, 696 nt
Organism: Scedosporium apiospermum
Lineage: Eukaryota; Fungi; Ascomycota; Sordariomycetes; Microascales; Microascaceae
Exons: 3
Coding region: 1-696 (231 amino acids)
Molecular function (GO): phosphatidylcholine lysophospholipase A1 activity
Source: RefSeq, a predicted model, not a curated record